Molecule: messenger RNA, 978 nt
Organism: Fusarium pseudograminearum CS3096
Lineage: Eukaryota; Fungi; Ascomycota; Sordariomycetes; Hypocreales; Nectriaceae
Exons: 5
Coding region: 1-978 (325 amino acids)
Source: RefSeq, a predicted model, not a curated record
AUGCCUUCUUUCACGACCAUCGUCGCUGCCAUCGCUGGAUGCUCCGCCAUUGUCAAUGGCGCUGCCAUCCCUACCGAGAGCACUGGUCUCCAGACUACCACUCUCCAUCGCCGACAGGUCACCAAGGAGCAUCACCUGAGCAAGCGUGAGCCCGUCACUGCGGCUAUCCUGACUGCGGCUGGUACCGCAGCAGUCACCGCCGUCGUCACCCAGGCUGUCAAUGCCGCCGUCUCUUUCAUCGGCGACAUCUCCAACUUCGAUGCCGGUCGUGAGGCAUUCACUGUCCAGACCACCGAGGCCAUGAUGGCCAACAACCCCGACCCUGCACGUUUCCAAGCUGCUGCUUGCUACAACCAGGGCUUCACCGUCGCUGACCCCGCCAACAUCGACGGCCAGUCCUCCGUCGAGUUCAAACUCGGCCUUCUCAACACCGACUACGAGUGCAUGUACAUUGCUGCCCCCAACCAGUUCUUCACCGAGGGUGACGGUGGCUUGAUCAACCUUUCCUUCACCCACACCGACCGAUGCACUUUCGAUCCCGAGACUGCUGAUCUCACUUUGUCUAACAACAAGAUCGUUCCUCUCACAAUUAUCAAGGGCGCUGGCCAUGAGCACAUCCCUAUCCCCGAGGGAGAGUGCGCAAUCAUUGCCGACUUUCACUCUGUCAAGUCGCAGAGCGCACACUCCACUCCUUACUUGACAACCGGCUUCUACAGAGUUGUCCCUGGACCUACACGAUACGGCGAGUACGACUACGAGGAGACCAAAUAUGUCCUCAAGGGCCAAAUCGACAUUACCGAUGAAGCCACUGGAAAGACACAUCACCUUGUUGCCGGUGACUGGGCCUUCUUCCAUGUUGGAUCCAAAGCUCAGUUCUCAACCAAGACUGAAGGUGUCGCAUUCUACGCUGUCACCCGACCAAUGAACGAUGGCCACCCUAAUCUUGUUGGCCGCGAGGAGAGCACCUCCAAGUUGUAA